AUGUGUGGUUCGGUUUGCUUCGCUCUUCCAGUUAGAUCUCAGAAGCUGAGUGAAGCCAGAGCACGUCAGCCUGUGCUCGUGAAGUUGGUGCGGGAUGCCUGGAAGGAUGACGAUGACUCUGUGCUUCAACGCCUGGGCCUUGCUUCCGCGCCUGCUGAAGGGCUGACAUCGCGACCAAAGAAGAAGGUUUGGGACGGCCUGGUUGUUUUGGGCGAGGACCUGCCGCACCCGAAGACAUCUGAAGGCAGAUCGCACAUGCCUAGGCGUGCCGCGCGGCACAAGUCAGUACCGCUGCGUGCCACAAUGAUGGUGCAGAGAGUGGCAGCGAUGUUCGACGAGCUUCGCGAUCAAGUGGUCGCCAUGGUCCUUGAACAUGAGCAGCAGGGAGGCCAGUUGACGGAGCUGCAGGGACAGCUGGCUGCCCAAACACAGCGGGUGGAAGCCCUGGAGGCAGAGCUUCAGGGAGGUUCGUCCAUGGACCUGGGGCAAGACCUGUGGCAAGGCUUCAACUUCUCCCUUUUCCUUGGCCUUACCCCCAAGUGCGUGCGGCGCCCCGGCAUGGACAUCAGGUGCGAGCGCACAGCUCAGCGCAAGUGCGUGGUGGGCUUCCUGAGCUGUGGAGAAGUCUUCGAUGUGAUCGAAGAGUGGCGAGGCAGAGAGGGCACCCUCUUCCUGAAGCUUGCCGGUGACCCAACCCUUGUCACCGGCAAGCUUCAGGAAGAGGGUUCGACAAGACCCGCACCGGCACCUUCUGCGUGCCAGUGGGAAGCGAGUGGCAGGACUGGCGAGGUCCUGAGGGCCACAAGGCCUGGACGGCCAACAACAGAGAUCACCAGCACGGAUCGUGGAACAACGCCCCCAGCGGGAAUGGUCGCGAUCGCGGAG
Messenger RNA from Symbiodinium necroappetens, 885 nucleotides. The record is from the annotation of a GenBank genome assembly. Lineage: Eukaryota; Dinophyceae; Suessiales; Symbiodiniaceae.